This is a messenger RNA of Cuscuta epithymum, 2475 nucleotides long. The record is from the annotation of a GenBank genome assembly. NCBI's taxonomy places the organism in Eukaryota, Viridiplantae, Streptophyta, Magnoliopsida, Solanales, Convolvulaceae.
GUUCCAAUUGCGGAUUACGAAGCUUGACCGACGAUAAAGUUAAAUGAUCCCUGUGAAAACUCGGAUUAUUUUUAGUAAAUAAAAUUUACAUAUUCAGAAACUACAUUAAACCCGCUACAAAGCCUGCAAAAAAUAAUUCAACUUUUAUAAAAUUUUGAUAUAAAAAGUAAGAGAUUAAGAGUGAUUUAAGUUGACCAAUUGAAUAGUGAAAUGGAACUUCUUUUAGGGAUAGAGGGAGUAAAAAACAAAAAACAAACAGACCAUCUCUCUAUCUCUGACUUUCUAUAAUUUUGACACAUUUUUUCACAUUAUCUGAACGUUGGUGAGUGCAAAAAAACAAAACAAAUAUGGAAAGUAAGAGAGGAUGUACAAUCCCAUUUAAUGUAUACUAUGUAUAUACAUAAAACAAUCAUUGAUACGUGCACGUUAUUAAGGAUCCUGAAAACGAUUUUGUAUCAAUCUGUACUGUACCAUCGGUAUCAUGAUUUGUCUGUCUGCUUAUUUUUGUGGUUUCUGUUUUACUAGUGAAUGAAUUGAACUCCUCUUUCUGUCCCUUACUCAUUGGUUGACAGACUAGCUAGCUGCACUGCUCCAAGAAUAUGGCAAUCAAGAAAGAUGCCCAGAAAAUGGCAGAAGCAGAUGUGAGAGCCCCACUCAUCAUAGAAGAAGAUGGGCAUGGAGAAGAACAUCCCCAGAAGGUUCAGAGCAAGGAAGGAAGAUGGAUGGUCUUCUUCAGUACAAUUGUUGCUGUCUGUGGUUCUUAUUCUUUUGGAUCUUGUGCAGGCUUUUCAUCACCAACUCAAACUGCUAUCAGGGAAGAUCUACAUCUAUCUCUAGCAGAGUACUCAUUGUUCGGCUCCAUUUUGACAUUUGGGGCCAUGAUUGGAGCAAUAACGAGCGGCCCCAUUGCUGAUUUCAUCGGUCGCAAAGGGGCAAUGCGGAUGUCGAGGACCAUCUGUGUGGCAGGAUGGUUGGCCAUUUAUUUUGCUAAGGGAGCUAUGUCUAUGGACAUUGGAAGGUUGGCAACCGGAUAUGGAAUGGGAGUCUUUUCUUAUGUGGUACCAGUGUUUAUAGCUGAAAUUGCACCCAAAGAGUUGCGAGGAGCAUUGACAACGAUAAAUCAGGUUAAAUAAGUUACAAAUAACUCCGAGGUUUCAAGGCUUGGAACAUACUUAUUAUCAAGACUUCGAGCUAGUGAGCUACACUCUAAAAGCUUAUGAUUUGCACUGGAGUAUCAGUUGCAUUCAUUUUGGGGACAAUUAUGUCAUAGAGGGCUUUAGCAUUAACUGGGAUAAUCCCAUGUGUUGUUCUUGUUAUGGGCCUCUUCAUCAUUCCAGAAUCUCCUAGAUGGCUGGCAAAAAUCGGAAAUCAGAAGGAUUUUGAGAAUUCGCUGUACAGACUUCGUGGAAAAGAUGCUGACCUAUCUGCCGAGGCAGCGGAAAUCAUGGUUCAUAACUUCUAAAACUCGGCCUCGUGUCUCGAGCUCACAUUCUCAAUAUAUCAUUAUUAUGUGGCAGGAUUACAUUGAAAGCCUUGAAAAGCUCCCACAAGCCAGGUUGCUUGAUUUAUGUCAACGAAGAUACUCGCGCUCUGUCAUUGUGGGAGUUGGGCUAAUGGUAUGCCAACAACUUGGUGGCAUUAAUGGAGUAUGUUUCUACACCAGUAGUAUAUUUGAGUCCUCGGGGUUUCCUUCAAAUGUAGGAACUGUAAUCUAUGCUAUUCUCCAGGUUGUAGUCACUGCAUUAGGUGCAGCCUUAAUAGACAGAGCAGGGAGGAAGCCUCUAUUAGUGGUCUCAGGAACAGGACUUGUCGUUGGUUGUGCACUAACAGCCAUCUCAUUCUUUUUGAAGGGACAUGAAAUAGCUGUCAGUGCAGCACCAUUACUUGCUGUUACAGGAAUACUGGUGUACAUCGGGUCAUUUUCAGUUGGAAUGGGAGCAGUCCCAUGGGUAGUGAUGUCUGAGAUAUUUCCUAUAAAUAUAAAAGGAGCUGGUGGAAGCCUUGCAACCCUAGUGAAUUGGUUUGGAGCUUGGUUAUGUUCCUAUACUUUCAACUUCCUCAUGGCAUGGAGCUCGUUUGGAACUUUUGUUCUAUAUGCAGUAAUCAAUGCACUUGCCAUUUUGUUUGUGAUCAAGGUAGUGCCUGAAACAAAAGGAAAAACAUUGGAACAACUACAGGCUGCUAUCAAUGCAUAGUAACAUAUAUAUCUCUUUUUUUAUUUAUUUAUUUUCAAAAGAAAUGAAUAAAAAGAAAUUGCAGUGGUGGAUUAUUGCCCAAAAAUCUUGGUGUAAAUUUAUAUGGAUUAUUUUCGUAGCUUCUUGUAAGCUAUUCGUAGUACCAAAAGGUGGAAUUUCCACCUCGGAGCCUAUGCUCGACCUGAAAGCAAGCGUAGUUAGACAUUAAGAGCCCAUUUCGUAGAAUUGAAAUUGGUUGAAUCGACUAGACAUUGCUGAAUUGAAUUAUGCAAAAAUUAUA